Messenger RNA from Brassica napus (rape), 1565 nucleotides. Its product is annotated as transcription factor bHLH96. The record is from RefSeq and is a predicted model, not a curated record. The transcript has 3 exons. Gene Ontology annotation, biological process: regulation of transcription by RNA polymerase II. Bases 261 to 1157 code for a protein of 298 amino acids. NCBI's taxonomy places the organism in Eukaryota, Viridiplantae, Streptophyta, Magnoliopsida, Brassicales, Brassicaceae. Gene Ontology annotation, molecular function: DNA-binding transcription factor activity, RNA polymerase II-specific; protein dimerization activity; RNA polymerase II cis-regulatory region sequence-specific DNA binding.
ACCACAACUUUGUUUGACCUUCUUGUAUCUUUUCUCUCUUUCCUUUCUUCUUCAAUUUUGCUGAGAUUUUAGAGAAAAGUUUUCUAUUAAUUUAUUUUUAUUGUAGAGGUAUAAUAUUACAAGUUUAAUUUCCCUAGUGUGUCUUUACCUUUUGCCUUGUCUCCCUCACGAGACAAAAAAGAGAAAGACAAACACUUUCUGUCUUUCUUUUCUUCCUCUCUCUCUCUUGCUCCGACCCCUUUCAAAAUUUGUAGCUAAUUAUGGCCUUAGAGGCUGUUGUUUACCCACAAGAUCCAUUCUCCUACAUAUCUUACAAAGAUUAUCAGUUUCACGACUUAUACUUUCAACAAGAAGAAGAUCGAGAUCCACUAGAAACCAAGAACAACGUUAAGCUAGGGCAAGAACAAAGACAAGGGUUUGAGAGUAUUUAUUAUAACGGCAACAGCGGAGAUAACAAUGAUGAUUAUAACUACAACGAUCACAAGGAUCUUCAAAGGCCACGGGACGACCUUCCUUAUGGAUCUAUCGUCGAUACGGAGAACCAGCCUCCAACGUCUGUUUUAGCGACGGGAGAAGGGAGGAGAAAGAGGAGGAGGACGAAGAGUAGCAAGAACAAGGAAGAGAUCGAGAACCAAAGGAUGACUCACAUCGCCGUCGAGAGAAACCGUCGGAAACAAAUGAACGAGUACCUCGCCGUUCUCCGUUCUCUCAUGCCACCUUCUUAUGCUCAAAGGGGAGAUCAAGCGUCAGUAGUAGGCGGAGCCAUUAACUACUUAAAGGAGCUUGAGCAUCAUUUACAAUCAAUGGAUCCUACGGUAAGCACCCCUGCCACAAAACAGGCUGGUGACGGCGCCGGUGACCAGAUGAACACGAUUGCCGCCAGCUCAUCUGGACCGUUCUCAGAUUUCUUCGCAUUUCCUCAAUACUCGAGAAGGCCUUCCUCGUCGUCUGUGGCUGAGGGAACGGCGGAGAUAGAGGUGACGAUGGUGGAGAGCCAUGCGAAUGUGAAGAUACUUGCGAAGAAGAGACCAAAACAGCUUCUUAAACUGGUGGCAUCGAUUCAGAGCCUAAGGCUUACUGUUCUUCAUCUCAAUGUUACCACUCGUGACGACUCCGUCCUCUAUUCCAUCAGUUUAAAGUUUUGGUGGUCACAGUGACAGAGCUGUGGAUGCACUGUGCACGGCAGAACGAAAUGACGCCACUAGUUUCCGGACACAUUCAUAAGCCUCUUCCUCGAAAUAUAUACAUUUUCUUUUAUUAUUUUUUCACUUUACCUUUUUUAACUGUAUCAACUCUUUUCAUGUAAUUUAUACUUGAAGUUUACUUUAAUUCUUUCUAAUUGAAAAUGGGUUGAUUCAGGUUGAAGAAGGGAGCCAAUUGAAUACAGUGGAAGAUAUUGCAGCAGCUGUGAAUCAAAUCCUAAGGAGGAUCGAAGAAGAUUCAUCCUUUAGCUAAUAUAGUUGAACUUUAGUAUGACACAUUUAGAGGAACUCUAAGUUUUCAUGUGUUAUCUUUUACUCGUUUCAUAUUAAAAUAAAAUAAAAAUAAGUAACUUUUCAUUGGUC